Argiope bruennichi is the source of this 3139-nucleotide messenger RNA. Its product is annotated as epsin-2-like. Bases 321 to 1835 code for a protein of 504 amino acids. NCBI's taxonomy places the organism in Eukaryota, Metazoa, Arthropoda, Arachnida, Araneae, Araneidae. The record is from RefSeq and is a predicted model, not a curated record. The transcript has 9 exons. Gene Ontology annotation, biological process: endocytosis. Gene Ontology annotation, cellular component: endosome; clathrin vesicle coat; plasma membrane. Gene Ontology annotation, molecular function: clathrin binding; phospholipid binding.
CAGCACUGCUGAUAUCUAAUAUCCAGCAAUUGCUUCUCUACUGCGUGAUUUUACGUUACGUAUUUUUUCUUUAUUUGUUUUUAAUAUAAGUUGUCUGGGUUGCCGCCUUAAAUUAUAAAGUGUAGGCCGGAAAUGACUUUUUCAUGAUCUUCUAAAUAGUGAUAUUUAACUUCAAAUUUUAUAAUUAGAAACGAUGAAUUUGUAUCCUACUACAUAAAUGUGAGGUGCUGCUCAUUUCUGUUGUUAACAACACCAGGAAGUGAUGAUUUUGUUCCUUUAAAAAAUAAUAAGGUGAUAUAUAGCCUGCAAUAAUAAUCUGAAUGACCACCAUGUUAAAUGUUCAAGGAUUACGGCGGAAUGUCAAAAAUGUUGUUCGAAAUUAUACAGAUGCUCAGGUCAAAGUGAGAGAGGCAACAUCUAAUGACCCAUGGGGACCAUCUAGUACUCUCAUGAGUGAGAUAGCAGAUUUGACUUAUAAUGUUGUUGCCUUCUCAGAAAUAAUGCAAAUGAUAUGGAAACGGUUGAAUGAUCAUGGUAAAAACUGGAGACAUGUAUAUAAGGCUCUAGUCCUUCUGGAGUAUCUAAUUAAAACAGGGUCAGAAAAGGUGGCUCAACAGUGUAAGGAAAAUAUUUUUGCUAUUCAAACUCUUAAAGAUUUCCAAUAUGUAGAAGAAAAUAAAGACCAGGGAAUGAAUGUAAGAGAAAAAUCUCGUCAAUUGGUAUCUCUCUUAAAAGAUGAUGAACGUUUAAAAAGUGAACGAUCCAGAGCUUUAAAAGCUAAAGAGCGCUUAGCUCAAGCAAUAUCACGCUCUGGCCGUGAAGCUGCUGGUGGGUCAUCGCCUGGGGGAAAAGAUUCAGCAGAAUCUUCACCGGAUGGAUUAUCAUCGAGUAGAGGAGCUGUUUGCACUGAGCUGGAAAAUGCUCGCCCCCAGACUGCUGGCGAAGAGGAAUUGCAACUUCAAUUAGCUUUAGCUAUGAGUAAAGAAGAAGCAGAACAAGAAGAGAGAUUACGCCGGAAUGAUGAUUUACGUCUUCAAAUGGCACUUACUGAAAGCCAAGAAAAUUAUCAAAAGAAAGGCUCAGACGACACUCCUAGUGCUUCUGCUGAUCUUUUGGCUUUGUGUUCAUCACCUACUAAUUCAACAAAACAAAAUACAGAUCCUUGGGGAAUGCCUAUUGCUAAUGUACCGUCUGAUCCUUGGCAGUCUGCCAGUCCUGUAACUGUUAAUGAAAAUGAUCCUUGGGGUGGCACAACUUCUCCUGCAGUUACAACGGCUGGAAGUGCUUGGGUCCCUCGUAUGUCUACUUCUGCAAGUGUAUCUUUUGAAGCUCUUGGAGGACGAUCAAAUGGAGAAUUAGACGAAUAUGAUUUGCUUAGUAAAAGAUCGGCCAUGAGUUCUCCAGAUACUAGCACAAAUAGAGGAACUCCAAAUCCUUUUGAUAUGAGUGAAUGGAAGGAGUCCUUAAAUGCAAGUUCCUUUCAUGCUAGAGAAAAUGGUCAAAAUAUCAAUGUAAGAAAAACACCAGAGACAUUUUUAGGACCAAAUUCUAAUUUGGUGAACCUAGAUGCUUUAGUUAGUUCACAAGGAUCUGAAAGAGAACUUGGAUCUGGAAAUCCAUUUGGUGUCCCACCACCUGUUAGUAAUCCAUUUCAAGCGAUGAGGCCGCCGCCUCCAACUAUCAAUCAACUGCGAGCUCAAAUGCAGAUACCACCUAUAUCUGCAGGAAUAGUUGUUCCACCUGUUCCUGUUAUGCCUGCUCCUGGAAUAGCAAUGGGAAUACCAACAGCUACACCUUUUUCAUCGAGCCCUCAGACUAAUAAUCCCUUUCUUUAGGACUCCAUUGUUUUAGGUUAGAAUGCUUUAAAUAUAUGGCGUGCCUCAUUUGUCAAAUUAUUGGUCAUGUAUUGAUACUGGGAAAGGAUGUGGAGCUAAUUUGAUCUGCACAUUCUUUACUUUGCAUGAGAAAUUAUUCACUGGUGUAUUGUAUAAUUAUUUCCGAAAUUGAUAUUAAAUUAUAUAUUAAUUGAUAGCAGAUGUAGAUAAGAACAAAACAUUUUAUUUAAUUUUUUAGGAAAUAAUUUCUAUUUCCUUAGAUUCUGAAAUGUUGGAGCAGUUUAUUUUUGGAAUAUAAUGAUCGGAUAUAAUCUCAUAUUAUUUUAUUUAUGUUUUAUAGAUAUUAUGCAUGUGUGUUCGAAGGUUCUCUACUGUAUAAUAAUGUGCAGUUUCUAUGGGGGGGGGGAUGAUAAUAGAAGGUUUUAAAAAAAAUGAGUUUUGUAAUGUUAUUUACUGUUUUGAUUGUUUUAAUUUUUCUCUUUCAUGAAAAACAAGCAUGAUUUGCGCAAUUUCUUUUAAUAUCUUGUCGUUUGUUGAUUCAGUUAAAGAAAGUAUUAGAAUGCCUCUUCAGAGCAAAAAUUGUAUGAAAACCCAAUUUUUUAUUCAAACAUGUGGUUUGUGUGCUGAUGACCAGCACAUCAUUGCUAUUUAUUGUACAUCCAGUGCUUCAGUAUUCAAUGAGUGUUGUAUUUGACUGUGUCUUAAACAAGUUCUGGAAAUUUCCUUUUUAAAUAAAUAAACAAUAUAAGUGUUAAUAUGUAAUAACAAAGCGCCAUCUUAAAUGUAAGAUUAGGUGACGGUUUUCUGACUUGUAUAAAAUAUGGGUAAAAGUGCUUUUCAAAACAAAGAUCACUGUAGACUGCAAAAAAAAAAAAAUAUUUUAGUAUUUGUAAAUAAUCAUCUUUAAAGCUUAUAUUGCAAAGAUUGUGAAAUAUUAUCCUUGGUCUGACUGCUGUCAUUUCAAUAGAGCAUUUAAUAGUUUUGAAGGAGUUGAGCACACCAAAGUUACUUUUAGAAUCACAUGAAAUUCCUCUUGUGGUGAUGAUAUAAACUCCUUGGGGAAAAAAAAAAAACGAACUUUUUUUUAGAAAACUGCUUUAUAUUAAUAGAUUGAAGGCAUUUUCUGUGCUGGAUAUCUUUACUCAUCUGUUAUUAUUUAUGUGAUGCAAAAAUAUCAAAUACAAUGCUUCUAAUCAUGUUACAUUUUCAAACUGUAUAUUUAUUAUGUAUGUUGACAUUUUUAAUAAGUUAUUUUUAUUGUAUGUGUGAAAAUCGUUCUUCAAUAAAUUGAUAUUUUACUUGAA